Molecule: messenger RNA, 1705 nt
Organism: Hydractinia symbiolongicarpus
Lineage: Eukaryota; Metazoa; Cnidaria; Hydrozoa; Anthoathecata; Hydractiniidae
Exons: 3
Coding region: 22-1560 (512 amino acids)
Source: RefSeq, a predicted model, not a curated record
UGCACGCCAGCGAAAAGGGAGAUGCCUAAGAGUUGCUGUGUUGUUUCUUGUACCAAUAAUGUCAACAGUCGUCCUGACUUGCAAUUUUACAUUCUUCCAGCUAAAAAGGCACGGAGGAAGUUGUGGCUGACAGCAAUAAAUCGUGUUCGAACUGAUGAGCUGGGAAAUCCAAUCAAAGGAACUUUAUGGUCACCAAAAUCAAAACACCACUAUGUAUGCUCUGAACAUUUCAUUUCGGGAAAGAGAGAGUUAGCUUCAAGCCAUCCUGACUAUGUACCAUCUGUUUUCAAAGUUUUGAGUUGUGGAAAAAAAGUUGCAUCACCACAUCGAUCAAUGAGCAGAUUUAAUAGAAGACUUAAAAGACUACAUAAGCGUCCAGUCAUUCGAAAAAAGCUAGUCACAGACCUUGAAACAGAAAAAGCCAAGACAGAAAAUAUAUCAACAACAAAUGAAAAUAUUGAAAAUCUUGAUGAUACUGAAGAUCUUAAUUCACCUUUGGAACUGGAAAAUAUGCAAUCACCAGAAAGUGAGAGUACUAUUUCGCUGGCCUCCCCAAUUUCUGUGUCAGAGAGGGAGGAAUUAUAUAGAGAAAUGGAUAAUCUUCGCGCUGAGAAUAGAAAACUGAGAGCAAAUCUUCCCGUUGAUUUGAGUGUUGCUUCAAUUCGAAUAAACCCGGGCAAGUGUUUGAUGUUAACCGGGUUGCGUUUCGAAGUAUUUGAAACAUUACUCACAUAUUUAUGUACCGAAAGUGAAAGAAAACCCACAAGAUUGAAAGCUGAAGACCAGAUCCUAUUAACAAUUAUCAAAUUGAAACACAAUAUGAGUUUUGAUAUGCUAUGCUACAUUGUUAAUAUUAGUCGUUCCACCGCUGUUGAAUAUUUUUGGACAUGGGUAGAUGUUAUGUACAAGAAGCUCAGAGGAAUGAUAAGAAUGUCAGACAGAGAUAAUAUAUUCAAAACAAUCCCCAGUGUUUUCAAAGUAAAAUUUCCAAGAUUGACCUCUAUAAUUGAUUGUUUCGAAAUAUUCGUCGAAUCUCCAGCAUCACUGUUAGCAAGAGCUCAACUGUACAGUCAGUACAAAAAACAUUGUACUAUCAAGGUGCUCAUAUCAUGUACACCACUUGGUGCAAUUAAUUUUAUUUCAAAAUGUUAUGGUGGGCGUGCAUCAGACGUUCAAAUUACACGAGAAUCCGGCUUCCACUUGAGUAAAUACCAUAUGCCUUCAGAUCAGAUCCUUGCAGACAGAGAUUUUACCUUGAGAGAUGAAUUUGCUGCCGGCAGUUCUUCUGAACUUAUUGUACCAUCUUUCACAAAGGGAAAAAAGCAAUUGGCAGCUGAGGAGGUUGAAAGCUCGAGAAAAAUAGCUUCAGUAAGAAUACAUAUUGAACGUGUUAUCGGUUUGAUGCGAAAUCGUUACCUUAUUUUGAAAGGGACAUUACCACUGAGAAUUAUAAAAAAUAUAAAGGAUGAGGCGCAUUCAUCAACACUGGCUAAUUGUGAUAAAAUUGUGACAGUUUGUGCUGCACUCACUAACUUGGGUGAAAGUAUAGUAUAUAAAUAAGAUCGAGAUUGUUUAUAUCUAUAUUGCUGAAAUACUUUUUGUAUAUCACAUACAUACAUCAUAAAUCUUCAUGAUAUUUGCAUUAUGUGUCAUUUUUUCUCUUUUUUAAUUUCCUACAGUCUAUACAAUACCAUAUUUUCUGAGU